CCCUUUUUAACUUUCUUUCAAGCUAAAGACCUGCACAAACUCUCUCUCGAAUUCUUUUGUUUCGAAGCCAUGGAAACUGAAUCUGAUGACGCCACCAUUACCGUCGUCAAAGACAUGAGAGUUCGAUUAGAGAAUCGAAUUCGAACCCAACACGACGCUCACUUAGAUCUCCUUUCCUCACUCCAAUCCAUUGUUCCCGAUAUAGUCCCAUCUCUCGAUCUCUCACUCAAACUCAUCUCUUCUUUCACGAAUCGACCUUUCGUAGCUACACCACCAUUACCAGAACCCAAAGUUGAGAAGAAGCAUCAUCCGAUUGUUAAAUUAGGAACCCAACUGCAACAAUUACAUGGGCAUGAUUCAAAAUCGAUGCUUGUUGAUUCGAAUCAGAGAGAUGCUGAAGCUGAUGGGUCUAGUGGGAGUCCUAUGGCGCUUGUUAGAGCUAUGGUUGCUGAGUGUUUGCUUCAACGUGUACCGUUUUCUCCUACGGAUUCUUCUACUGUGCUUAGGAAGCUUGAGAAUGACCAGAAUGCUAGACCGGCGGAGAAGGCGGCGUUACGAGAUUUAGGCGGUGAAUGUGGACCGAUUCUUGCGGUGGAGACCGCACUUAAAUCGAUGGCGGAAGAGAAUGGUUCUGUGGAAUUGGAAGAGUUUGAGGUUAGUGGGAAGCCUAGGAUCAUGGUUUUAGCUAUAGAUAGAACUAGAUUGCUUAAAGAGUUACCAGAGAGUUUCCAAGGGAAUAACGAAUCGAAUCGGGUUGUCGAAACGCCUAAUUCAAUUGAGAAUGCUACUGUUUCUGGUGGCGGGUUUGGUGUUUCCGGGUCGGGUAAUUUCCCGAGACCUGAGAUGUGGGGAGGUGAUCCUAAUAUGGGGUUUAGGCCAAUGAUGAAUGCACCAAGAGGAAUGCAAAUGAUGGGAAUGCAUCAUCCAAUGGGGAUAAUGGGUAGACCACCACCAUUUCCUUUGCCUUUGCCGUUGCCUGUACCGUCGAAUCAGAAGCUUAGAAGUGAGGAAGAGGAUUUGAAAGAUGUUGAGGCUCUUUUGAGUAAGAAGUCUUUUAAGGAGAAGCAACAGUCUAGGACAGGUGAGGAGUUGCUUGAUCUGAUUCACCGUCCAACCGCUAAAGAAGCCGCUACUGCUGCUAAGUUUAAAAGCAAAGGAGGAUCACAGGUUAAGUAUUACUGUAGGUAUUUAACUAAAGAGGAUUGCCGUCUUCAGUCUGGUUCUCACAUAGCCUGCAACAAGAGACAUUUCCGUCGACUAAUCGCUUCACAUACUGACGUUAGCCUAGGAGAUUGUUCCUUUCUCGAUACUUGUCGUCACAUGAAGACUUGCAAAUACGUGCAUUACGAGCUCGACAUGGCUGACGCUAUGAUGGCUGGUCCAGAUAAGGCAUUGAAGCCUCUACGUGCUGAUUACUGUUCUGAAGCUGAACUUGGUGAGGCACAAUGGAUUAACUGUGACAUCCGUUCUUUUCGAAUGGACAUUUUGGGAACCUUUGGAGUUGUUAUGGCGGAUCCACCAUGGGACAUUCACAUGGAACUUCCAUAUGGAACAAUGGCUGAUGACGAAAUGCGAACUCUUAAUGUUCCCUCGUUACAGACUGACGGUUUGAUUUUCCUCUGGGUCACUGGUCGUGCUAUGGAACUAGGCCGUGAAUGUUUGGAGCUUUGGGGAUACAAGCGAGUGGAAGAGAUCAUAUGGGUAAAGACAAAUCAACUUCAACGUAUUAUUCGAACAGGAAGAACAGGUCACUGGCUCAACCAUAGCAAAGAGCAUUGUCUGGUUGGAAUCAAAGGAAAUCCAGAAGUGAACAGAAACAUCGACACAGAUGUGAUUGUCGCAGAGGUUAGAGAAACAAGCCGGAAGCCAGACGAGAUGUAUGCAAUGUUAGAGAGGAUCAUGCCAAGAGCAAGAAAGCUCGAGUUAUUCGCCCGUAUGCACAAUGCUCAUGCCGGAUGGCUAUCACUUGGGAACCAGCUUAACGGUGUCCGAUUAAUAAACGAAGGUCUUCGAGCUCGGUUUAAAGCAUCAUACCCUGAAAUAGAUGUCCAGCCACCAUCACCACCAAGAGCCUCUGCAAUGGAAACAGACAACGAACCAAUGGCUAUUGACUCAAUCACAGCUUAGUUCAAUUCCAAAAAAAACAAAGCCAAAUGUCUCAGCUUUGUUGGAUUCAUGUUGCUUUCGUUUUUGAAACAUUUGUGGCAUCAUGAUUUUGUAAAUCUUUAUGGAAAGUUAAAAGGAAACAACAUUAACG
Molecule: messenger RNA, 2257 nt
Organism: Arabidopsis thaliana (thale cress)
Lineage: Eukaryota; Viridiplantae; Streptophyta; Magnoliopsida; Brassicales; Brassicaceae
Gene: MTA
Product: mRNAadenosine methylase
Exons: 7
Coding region: 70-2127 (685 amino acids)
Cellular component (GO): nucleus
Molecular function (GO): mRNA m(6)A methyltransferase activity
Source: RefSeq, marked reviewed